CAGCCCCGUACCGUACGUCCUCUCCCCCCCACUCCAACACACGCAGACAGACACACAGGAGCCACGCGACCGACCAACCGCCUGGUCCUCUCCCCCGCGCGAUCCAGCCCACCGACGACGCGCGGGGCGAGCCCUAACCCGCGCGCGGAUCUGGGAGCUGCCGCGGGCGGCGCUCCCUCCCAUGGUCCCCCGCCGCGCCGACGGGGCGCGGCGCCGCUGAGAUGCGGGGCGACGCGCCGCCGCCUACCGCGCCAUCGGCCUCCUCCUCCUCCGCCUCCCCCUCCCUCUUCGGCGGCGGCGGUGGCGAGCUCUUCGAGUCGGGGCCCUCGCCGCUCGUCUUCCUGCCCCUGCUCCUGAUCCAGGGCGGCGGCAUGGACCUCUCCCGCGUCGGCGAGAGGCUCCUCAGCUCCGUCCGCUCCGCGCGCUCCCUCGGCCUCAUCCCCCCGACCCCAGCCCCUGCCCCUUCCCGCCCCGAGGUUCCAGCUCGAGCUGCUGCAGCCGCGGCCGCUGCGCGCGCGAUCGCCGGGCUGCCACCACACGAGAGGAUCAACCUGCCGUCCAAUUCGGAGGACCUGGUCUCGAUCUACGGGAGCAACCCGCAGGGGCCAGCCGUUGAUGAGCUCGAGGAGGUGUUCUAUGAGGAGGAAUUCGACCCCAUAAAGUACAUUCUGGCAAAUAUUUCGGAAGGAGCUGGUGACGCCACCUAUUUCGAUAAGCAGUCUACUUUGAGAUUAGCGCAGCUCGACAAGAUUGCAGAACGAUUGUCUCAUCAUGUUAUGGGUCACCAUGAAGAAAUGGUGAAGGGGAUGCAGUUAGUGAUGGAGUUAGAACAAGACUUAAAGGUUGCAAAUGUGAUCUGCAUGAACGGUCGAAGGCACAUAUCCUCUUCCAAGAAUGAGGUGUCAAGGGAUCUGGUUGUCAAUGUAAAAUCAAAGAAAAAACAAGCUUUGUUGGAUGUUCUUCCUGUUCUUACAGAACUUCGACAUGCUCAAGAUAUGCAAAUGGAGCUAGAAACUUUUGUUGAGAAAGAAAAUUACUUUCAGGCAUUUCAAUUAUUACCAGAGUAUCUGCAAAUCUUGGAGAACUAUUCAGGCCUUUCCGCCGUACAAGAAAUGGGACGAGGGAUUGAGGCAUGGUUAGCAAGGACAAUCAGAAAGUUGGACAACCAUUUACUGGGAGUUUGUCAGACCUUCAGUGAAGAAAGCUAUCUAACCGUGAUUGAUGCAUUCGCAUUGAUGGGUGACAUUGGUGGCAUGGCUGAAAAGAUGCAGAGUUUCUUUUUGCAAGAAGUACUCUCUCGAACACAUAUUGUCCUGAAGGAAAUGUUGGAAGAGGAGGUGGGAAAUAAUACACAGAGAAAUAGAUUUACAUACAGUGAUCUUUGUGUUCAAGUUCCUGAGUCCAAACUCCGCUCCUGCUUGUUAAAAACUCUUGAGAGCAUAUUUUCGUUGAUGCGGUCAUAUUAUGCUAUUAUGAGCUUUUGCCCAGAAGCAAAGAAUAACACGUCUAAGAGUCCAAGUGGAACUUCAGCUGAUACAGGAAGAAGCCAUUCAAGUGCAGUAGUCAAUCAGGAUGAUGUUGCUGCCACGAAGAGCGACAGGAUGCCAUCUUCUGUCAGUAAUCCUGAUGCUAGCACAUCAGGAACAGAUGCUCCAUUCUAUCAACUGAGGACAGAUGCUACAAAACUUGUUAAAUAUACAUUUGAAAGGGGCCGGAGAAAUCUUUGGCAACUGGCAACAAGUCGCCUGUCUGUUUUACUGGCUUGUUCAGCUGUUUCUUCAACUAGCAUAUACCAAUUUCUGAAGAACUAUGAAGAUCUCACACUAUUUAUUCUGGCCGGUGAAGCAUUUUGUGGGUUUGAAGCUAGCGAAUUCCGACAGAAGCUGAAGACAGUCUGUUUGAACUACAUAGUGACCUUUCACCGGCAAAAUAUAUACGCACUUAAAAUGGUACUGGAAAAGGAAUCUUGGACAAUAAUGUCUGCUGAAGCUAGUCAGAUAAUUAGUUUAGCAGGACUUACUGGUGAUGGCGCUGCACUGAUUUCGCCUACCAGUGGUAGUUCUACCUUGCCAAAAGAUUAUUUCCGUGGAAAUUCUACCGCAACCAAUACAGGAAGGCAAAACAAUGGAUUUGCUUCCUGGCAUAAUAUGGGGAACCCAUUUUCUUUCAAGUUAGAGAAUGGCUCCGCGGAAUCCCCCAAGGGCAAUGUGCUGUUCAACUCAUCAGUUGGCAAUGGAAAUAAUUCACCAUUUGAUGAAGAGAAUGAAGACCUUCUUGCUGAUUUCAUUGAUGAAGAUAGUCAAUUGCCCAGUAGGACAUUGAAAACAAAAAUUGUGAAAGGCAAUACUUCACGUUGGAAAGAUGGAGACAUUUCAUCACAGACAGGAUCAUCACUUUCUUUAUUAAGGAUGAUGGAUAAAUAUGCUAGACUUAUGCAAAAGCUGGAAAUGGUCAAUGUUGAGCUUUUUAAGGGCAUGUUCCAACUUUUUGGCAUCUUUUAUCACCACAUAUAUGAGACAUUUGGGUACCAGGACAGGAGUCAAAGUGGCAAGCCACUACCUGAUUCUCAAUCAUUUCGGCUUAAAGCGGCUUUAUCAAAAAUAACACAAGACUCUGAUCAGUGGAUUAAACCACAGAACAGUUUGUAUCCAUCUUCAUCAUCUUUAUCAAUUGGUUCAACUAUUGCCCAAAUGGAUGUGAUGCCUACUGCGCCCCCAAGCUCAAUGUUCACCUCCUAUGGGUUAAAGGAGAGAUGCGCAGCUGCCGAAACAGUAUCACUGGUUGCUCGAGUUUUGAACAGAUCUAGAGCCCAUCUACAUUCUGUGUUGUCUCAAAAUAAUACUUCUGUUGUUGAAGAGUUUUUUGGGACAUUGGUGGACACCGUUCCAGACUUGGCUGAGCACAUUCAUAGAACAAGUGCACGGAUGCUUUUGCAUAUCAAUGGGUAUCCGGAUAAGAUAGCAAAUGCCAAAUGGGAGGUCAAGGAGCUUGGCACAGACCACAAUGGUUACGUUGAUUUAUUAUUGGGCGAGUUCAAACAUUACAAAACAAGAUUGGAUCAUGGAGGAAUUUCUAAGGAGCUCCAACACCUCUUGCUGGACUAUGGCAUAGAGAGCAUUGCAGAAGUGUUAGUUGAAGGGCUGUCUAGAGUGAAAAGGUGCACUGAUGAAGGGCGUGCAUUGAUGUCACUUGACCUUCAGGUACUGAUCAAUGGGCUGCAACACAUAGUAUCGUCAAAUGUUAAGCCGAGGCUGCAAAUUGUGGAAACUUUCGUGAAGGCUUAUUAUUUGCCAGAGACGGAGUAUGUCCACUGGGCACGGUCUCAUCCAGUAAGAACUCGGAGAAUCUUACUAGAAGCUCAUUUUAAACUAGAAGAUGCAAAUAAUUUACACCCUCUAUCGCUGCGUAACUCUGUAGGAAUACAGCAAGAGCCAGGUUGUCGGGCUGGUUAACCUGGUGGCCACCAUGAAAGGAUGGAAAAGGAAAACGAGGUUAGAAACCAUUGAGAAGAUUGAGGCAGCGUCGUAGGUGAAGGCGGUGGUUUGUAACCGUUUCAUUUUUGUUUGCUCCAGCUGCAUAUAGAGCUGUUUUCCUCUUAUAUUUUGGUCCGCAUCAAUAUUGUCAAUUCUUUCAACCUCUUUCCAUUUUGAUGAUGCUACCACCAUUAUCUUUCCUUGGUGUAUAUUUAUGGGACAAGAGCCUUGUAUCAUAGUGAUUUAGCUGGGUUAGCAACCAGAAGCGAACGAACAGUACAGUGCUGUAUGUACACCGUAUAUGAACGAGCGUUGGCUCAAUAAAUGUGAAAUCAAAUCAUCAUCCAGUUA
Triticum dicoccoides is the source of this 3824-nucleotide messenger RNA. Its product is annotated as syndetin-like. The record is from RefSeq and is a predicted model, not a curated record. NCBI's taxonomy places the organism in Eukaryota, Viridiplantae, Streptophyta, Magnoliopsida, Poales, Poaceae. Gene Ontology annotation, biological process: endocytic recycling; retrograde transport, endosome to Golgi. The transcript is spliced from 24 exons. Gene Ontology annotation, molecular function: SNARE binding. Bases 222 to 3452 code for a protein of 1076 amino acids. Gene Ontology annotation, cellular component: EARP complex.